AUGGAUACUUCUGUAACGAAGACGACUCUUCCUUUGGAAGAAGACGAUGAGUGGGACACUGAUGGGUUUGUGAUUCCAAGCUUGGAGAUGGAAGAAGAAGAAGACAAGGUUAAUGAAUCAGAAGCUCAAACAUCAAAACCUUCUUCUCCAACGACUAAUAAAGCUGAAGAAAACAUCUACUUAGGACCACAUGGAGCUCCUCCCUCACACCAACAAGAUGUUGGUAACACAACGAGCCGCAAGCAGCGGUUCAAGCAGAAGCUGAAAGAAGCAGACCAGAAAAUGAAUGUGUCCGGUCGAGAAAACAAAAUGGCUAACAUAAGAGAGCUUGUAGGCGGCGGCACAGAGAAAGGAACUAACGUGGCCAAAGGUGCUUCAAGAGACUGGCUUGACCCUCAUUGCCAUGAAUCUCAAUUUGAGAAACGACGCCCCUAA
Molecule: messenger RNA, 435 nt
Organism: Microthlaspi erraticum
Lineage: Eukaryota; Viridiplantae; Streptophyta; Magnoliopsida; Brassicales; Brassicaceae
Source: the annotation of a GenBank genome assembly